CCACCAACGACCUGAUGAUGGAACUGCAGAAAGAUUCAAUAAAACUGGAUGAAGACAGUGAGAAAAAAGUUGUGAAAAUGCUUUUGAAACUGCUGGAGGACAAAAACGGGGAAGUACAGAACCUUGCUGUCAAGUGCAUGUCUAAAUGGGAGUGUUCAUUCUAGAAAUGAGAUUGAAUGGGUCAGUUCACGCACAGGGCUCCAGAAAGCCUGGGCCCGCUGGUUGGCAAAGUGAAGGAGUACCAGGUGGAAACCAUCGUGGAUACGCUGUGUACGAACAUGCUGUCGGACAAGGAGCAGCUGCGGGACAUCUCCAGCAUUGGACUGAAAACGGUCAUCGCCGAGCUGCCACCAGCUUCUACAGGCUCCACCAUGACAGCAAAUGUGUGCAAGAAGAUCACAGCCCAGUUGACGGGAGCCAUUGGCAAGCAGGAGGAUGUCUCUGUGCAGCUGGAGGCACUUGACAUCCUGUCAGAUAUGCUGAGCAGACUGGGGGGAACUCUCUACUCUUUCCAUUCCUCCAUCCUGAACUGCCUCCUGCCCCAGCUGACGAGCCCCAGGCUGGCAGUACGGAAAAGGGCCAUCAUUGCCUUGGGCCAUCUUGUCCUGACCUGCAGCGGAAGCAUCUUCUCCGAGCUGACAGAGCAUCUGCUGACCGAGCUGAAGAGGAACGAGUCUACUUCUACCACCAGGACGUACAUUCAGUGUGUGGCUGGCAUCAGCAGGCAGGCUGGACACCGCAUAGGAGAACAUCUGGAGAAGAUAAUUCCUCUGAUUGUUCAGUACUGUAACGUGGAAGAUGAUGAGCUGAGAGAGUACUGCUUUCAGGCCUUCGAGUCUUUUGUGAGGAGGUGCCCAAAGGAAAUGGACCCUCACAUCCCUAAUGUGAUGGGGUUGUGUUUGAAAUACAUCACCUUCGACCCAAACUACAACUAUGACAAUGAAGAGGAGGAAGAGAUGAUGGACACUGAAAAUGGGGAGGAUGAAGAGCAAGAAAGCGAUGACGAGUACAGCGACGACGACGACAUCAGCUGGAAGGUCCGCAGGUCUGCGGCCAAGUGCCUGGAGGCCAUUGUCAGCAGCAGGCACGAUCUCCUGCAGGACUUCUACAGAACUCUUUCCCCAGCCUUGAUAAGCAGGUUCAAAGAGAGGGAGGAGAACGUCAAAGCCGACAUCUUCAGCGCUUACAUCUCCUUGCUGAAGCAGACGCUGCCCACCCAGAGCUGGCUGGCCACCUCAGAUGCCCCUGGCAAAGAUGACGUUCCCCUGACGAUGCUUCGGAACCAGGUCCCCAACAUCGUCAAGGCCUUGCACAAGCAGCUGAAGGAAAAGAGCAUCAAAUCAAGGCAGGGGUGUUUCAGCCUCCUGACGGAGCUGGCCAACGUUCUCCCUGGUUGCCUGGCAGAUCACAUCCCUGCGCUGGUCCCUGGUGUUGUGUUCUCCUUGGCCGAUAAAUCCAGCUCCUCCAACAUGAGGAUCGACACACUGUCCUUCCUUCACGUCCUUCUGUGCAACCACCAGCCAGAGGUAUUUCAUCCUCAUAUCAAAAGCCUGUUACCUCCUGUGGUGACCUGUAUUGGAGACCCCUUUUAUAAGAUCACUUCAGAAGCUCUGCUGGUUACUCAGCAACUUGUGAAGGUCAUCAGGCCUUUGGACAAAUCUUGUGCUUUUGAUGCCAAGCCCUACGUGAAGGACCUUUUCCCUGGUACUCUGAAGCGACUGAAGGCCGCUGACAUCGACCAGGAGGUGAAAGAGCGUGCCAUCUCCUGCAUGGGACAAAUUAUUUACAGCCUGGGAGACCAUCUAAGCACUGAUCUCCAGCCAACCUUGAAGAUCUUUCUGGAGAGGCUCAAAAAUGAAAUCACCAGAUUGACGGCAGUCAAGGCAUUAACCUUAAUUGCUAGUUCUCCACUUAAAAUAGAUUUGAGACCCAUUCUAGGGGAAGGCUUCCCCAUUCUCGCUUCCUUCUUGAGAAAGAACCAACGUGCCUUGAAGCUGAGCACCCUGACUGCUCUGGACAUCCUGGUGAAGAACUACAGCGACAGCCUCAAGCCUGCCAUGAUAGAGUCUGUCCUAGCGGAGCUCCCCGCUUUAAUUACCGAGAAUGACAUGCACGUGUCCCAGGUGGCCAUCGUGUUCCUUACCACCUUAGCUCAGGUGUAUCCAUCCUGCGUCUCUAAGCUCAGCGGGUCGGUUCUUGCUGAAAUCUUCCAGCUCGUCCACUCGCCUUUGCUGCAGGGAGGGGCGCUGAGCGCCAUCAUGGACUUCUUCCAGGCCCUGCUUCUGACCAAGACGGCCACCACGGGCUACUCGGAGCUGCUGAGGCAGCUCACGGCGCCCAUUCACUCCUCGGGUUCAGCCGGGGCGUCGGUGACGCUGCACAAACAGGCCUAUUACUCUGUGGCCAAGUGCGUGGCCGCCCUUUCCUCGGCCUGCCCGAAGGAAGCCGCUGCUGUAGUCACCCAGUUCAUCCAGGAUGUGAAGAGCCCCAAGGCCAGCCCUGCUGUUAAAGUGCUGGCGUUCCUGUCCCUGGCAGAGAUGGGGCGCACCACGAACCUCAGCGCGCAGAGAGAGCUCAAAACCGUCAUCCUGGAAGCCUUCACCUCCCCCAGUGAAGAGGUGAAAUCCGCGGCUUCCUACGCCCUGGGGAACAUCAGCGUGGGGAAUCUUCAGGAGUAUCUUCCCUUCAUGCUGAAGGAGAUCGAGAGCCAGCCCAAGAGGCAGUAUCUCCUGCUGCACUCUCUGAAAGAAGUCAUCAGCUCCUCCCCGGCCAACAGCCUCAAGCCCUACGUGGAGGACAUCUGGGCUCUGCUUUUCAAGCACUGCGAGUGCCCAGAGGAGGGGACGCGCAACGUGGUGGCCGAAUGCCUGGGGAAGCUGACUCUGGUGAAUCCUUCGGAGCUGCUGCCCCGGCUGAAGAAACAGCUCUCAUCAGACUCUCCCCACGCCCGGAGCACGGUGGUGACUGCAGUCAAAUUCACCAUCGCAGACCAGCCGCAGCCCGUGGAUGCUCUCCUGAGGGGCUGUGUAGGAGACUUCUUAAAAACUCUUCAGGAUCCGGACCUGAAUGUUCGCCGUGUGGCUUUAGCCAUGUUUAACUCUGCUGCUCACAACAAACCUUCUCUAAUCCGAGAUUUGCUGGAUGCCACUCUCCCCAGCCUGUACAACGAAACGAAGGUCAGGAGGGAGCUCAUCCGGGAGGUAGAAAUGGGGCCAUUCAAGCACACGGUGGAUGAUGGCCUCGAUGUGAGGAAAGCUGCUUUUGAAUGCAUGUAUACGCUGCUGGAGAGCUGCCUGGACCGGCUGGACAUCUACGAGUACCUGAACCACGUGGAGGAUGGACUGAAGGAUCACUACGACAUUCGGAUGCUGACGUUCCUCAUGCUGGCGCGGCUCUCCACGCUCUGCCCCGGCGCCGUCCUGCAGCGCCUCGAGACGCUGAUUGAGCCGCUGCGGGCAACCUGCUCCACCAAGGUGAAAGCGGGCUCUGUGAAGCAGGAGUUUGAGAAGCAGGACGAGCUGAAGCGAUCGGCCAUGAGGGCAGUCGCCGCUCUCCUCACCAUCCCCGAAGUGGAGAAAAGUCCAGCCAUGGCAGAGUUCUCAUCUCAGAUCAGAUCCAAUCCCGAGAUGGCCUCGCUGUUUGAGAGCAUCCAGAAGGAUUCCGCUUCCCUGCCUGCCUCGGAGUCCAUGGACAUGAGCUAAGGGAGACCUGCCCCUCUCCUGCCCCUCACCCAGACCCCGUGGACGGGCCGAGGGAGGACUCGCUGAGCCAGACUCUGCUGCGACUCCACCUGCAAGUCCCCGGGCUGGUUGCGCUGCACUGGCCUUGGAUACCUCCCCGGGUCCCAGUCCUGAGGGGAUGUGAGAGGAGGGAAGUGUCCCUGUGCUUUUCAGCCAGUUUUUAAGGGCUGUACAAAGCAAUCGGAACGGAGUGGGGUUCCAUGGAAAAUGGAAACUGCUUCCUGAAAUAUUUCCUUAUUGCAGUACAAAGAGUUUAAAAUUUAUUUUUUAACAUCUGCACAUGCACUUUCUACCCCAAAUUGCCUGAGGAAUGUAUUUAUAUUGUUUCACUAAAUAAUGUGGCAGAAAACUGCAGUCAGGUCUUUAGUUAGUGCCGAGCGUCGCACCCACAGCCCUGUGGGAGCCGGGGGGCUGUGGGGGGGCCCUUCUGUCCUGGGUUUCACACCCCAGACGGGCUCACACCCAGGGGCUGCUCCGGGCUGGCUCCCCUGACUCCCAUUUUUAUGGUUUUGCUGCAAAAUACCUCAACCCCGUCUUCCAGAGGAGCCGCUUACUGGAUGGCGUUAUGGUAACAAACCUCACACUCAGCUUUUCUCUGCGCUGACACCAGCUCCUCUCCCGGGGCUCGGCUCAGCCAAAGGCCCCCACCCCAAACACACAGCCCCACCGACCCUGCCUGGAGAGUGGCUGCUGUGUUCAAAUCCUGCUUUGCAGCAGUGAUACGCCUUAAGCAGCAGAGAGGGUGCAGCAGGAGGAGAACGCGGGGCCACCGCACCACACUUCUGGUAGUAUGGAGCUGUAAUAAGCUUUCAUUUUUCCUUUUCUGAUGAGUGGUUGAUGUGAAAAAUAUUUAUAAUGCUGUGUGAAAGAGCAUCCCUGCUGUUUGAGCAGUAUGGAAAAUAAAAAGUGCAC
Molecule: messenger RNA, 4652 nt
Organism: Calidris pugnax (ruff)
Lineage: Eukaryota; Metazoa; Chordata; Aves; Charadriiformes; Scolopacidae
Gene: CAND2
Product: cullin-associated and neddylation-dissociated 2 (putative)
Exons: 15
Coding region: 177-3701 (1174 amino acids)
Biological process (GO): SCF complex assembly; protein ubiquitination
Cellular component (GO): nucleus
Source: RefSeq, a predicted model, not a curated record